This is a messenger RNA of Cylindrotheca closterium, 3441 nucleotides long. The record is from the annotation of a GenBank genome assembly. NCBI's taxonomy places the organism in Eukaryota, Bacillariophyta, Bacillariophyceae, Bacillariales, Bacillariaceae.
AUGAACUUCUUGUCUAAAUCCGCCAAGGCACUCUCUGAGAACGCUGCUAGAUCUACCAGGGACAUCACAGGAGCCUUUGUUCCAAACAAUGAUGAGAAACUGAAGAGAAUCAUACGCAAAGACGAACCCCCGAGAGUUUCGGGUGUCAUUUGGAAACGAAGGGGUGGCGUUGGAGGCAAAUUGGUUUCCUAUUCAAGCGCAUGGGAACAGCGAUUGGUGGAACUAAGGGGGAAUGUUCUAGUUUACUAUGAAGCAUCAGAUGGAGUCAAGACGAGUCGAGAUGGCAAAGCACUCUCUUCUGCCCCCAAGGAACCACGAGGAUUCUUGGAUUUGGCAGAAGAAAAGGCUGCCGCCACUGCGACUUAUGGACAUUCUGGUGCACCAUCGCCCUUUUGCAUUAGUAUCAAGGUCGGAAUUGCCCAAGAAACAAAAUGGAAAUUGUGCUUUGACAAUCACAGCACACAAAUGGAAUGGCUGGUAGCGAUAUCCGAUGUUGCCAUUCGUUGCAGUGUCGAUGGCUACAACCAUGCUCUUCUGGAGAAAGCCACUCCACACGAACAUGAGUCAACAGCUGGCAAUAUGUUUCGCCAAGUCAGUCUGUCCCAGGCGCCAGUAUAUGAACCUGGCGCCAGACGUGGAAAAUCCGAAACGGCGCACACCUUAUGGGAUUUGGAUCACUAUUCCAUCAGCAAUGGUUCCGCACAGGCUGGCAGCUCGACGGACGAUGAUAAACAAUUACCACUUCCAACUUCGCCAACGUCCGCAUCAUCACCUCGUGCACCGACAUCACCUACUGUGCCCCAGGUGGACAACGCCUUGCAAGUAGUCGAAACCUUGCUGGCUGAAAAGGGAAAAGAAUGCAAUGCGCUCCGAGAAGACUUGAAGCAACUCAAGCAAGAUGUCGAACGACUCAAGACUACCCCUGUGGAGGGUGGAAACUGGGAAAUUAGUACCAAUGAUGCCCAAAUGCAACAUGCUGUGGAAUCUGUCAAGAUUGCGCUGGCGGAAAAGCAGAGCCUUUUCGACAAGGCACGUAUUGAAGAAAUGAAGAACAAAAAGUUGGAAGAAGAGAAAUCUCAAACUGCGGCCAAGCAAGAGAAACUACUUUGGGCUUUGAAGGAAGAAUUUCGCAACGCACUCGAGGCCGAGAAGAAGAAGUGCGAAGAGCUCAAGGUCGAGCUGGGAAAGCAGCAGACCUUGAACCAACAACAGCAGCAACAAGCGCAGCAACAGCAAAACGCUACCAAAGAGGCCAGCUCGGGUCAUGAGGCCGCACUAAGGCAGCAAGAGCAACUGAACUUGGAACUGAAACAGCGAAACGAAAUGCUUCUCACUGAGGUGAACAAUCAAAAGGAAUCCAAGAAGUCACUCCGAGCCGAGAGCGUAGCGUUUCAAAAGGAAAUUGAAGAUCUCAAGUCGGUAUUCGAGCUGCGAGAAGAAAAGCUUCAUAAGGAAAAGGAAGAUUUCAAGUUGGAGCUGCAAAAGCAUACCGAAAAAUUGGAAAAAGACAAGGAAAGUCUCAAGACGGAACUGCUGCAACAAAACGAGAAGUCGCAGAAGGAAAAGGAAGAUUUCAAGUUGGAACUGCAAAAGAAUAAUGACAAGCUUGUGAAGGAGAAAGAAGAGCACAAGAUCGAGCUCAAGCAACAGAGCGAAAAAUCACAAAAGGAAAAGGAAGACCUCAAGUUGGAGAUACAACGACAACGGGAGCUACUGAAAAACCAAGAGGAAGGGCUCAAGGCAGAUCUUCAGCAGCAGAUGGACAAGCUCCCCGAAAAAGAGGAAGCCCUCAAAUUGGAGAUUCAGAAGCAAACGGUCCUACUAGGACAACAACAGCGCCAGAUUGAACAGCAAAUAAAGGAGCAUCAAGAUAUUACGGAGGAGAUGCGUGCAGCAAUGGAAAAGCAAGAGAAGGAAGUCGUCCAGCGUCAAACAGAAUAUCGAGAGCGAAUCGAAGCCCUCGAAAAAGAAAAGGAAGGAAUCAAAUUGGACCUUAAACAACAGCAAGAAAAGCUACAAAAGGAGAAGGAAGAAAUCAAGUCAGAAUUGGUUCAACAAAAGGAAUCGCUAGAAAAGGACAAGGCUGGACUCAAGGACGAGCUGACGCAUCAACAAGAGAAGCUAGAAAAGGAAAAAGAAGCUCUCAAGAAGGAAUUGCAGGAGCAAAAGGAAAUGCUUGAAAAGGAAAGGGAAGGCCUCAAGGGUCAGCAGAGUCAACUCCAAGAAAAUCUUGAAAAGGAAAAAGACACACUCAAUGUUGAAUUGCAAAAGCAAAAGGCGCUACUUGAGCAGGUCAAGGAAGGGCUCAAGAAAGAGCUCAAGUUACAACAAGAACAGCUCCAAAAGGAGAGGGAAGUGCUCAAGAAGGAAUUGGACAAGCAAAAGGAAACGAUUCAAAGGGAGAAUGAAGGAUUCAUGAGUGAAUUCAAAAAGCGCGCAGAAGAACUGCAAAAGGAGAAGGAAGAAAUCCAGUUGGAAUUGAAAAUGCAAAAGCAGUCCACGCAGCAGCAAGACGAAGAGCUCAAGGUCGAAAUGCAGAAACAAAAGGUACUGUUGGCACAGCAGGACGGCCAGAUCGAACGUCUGACAAGGGAACAAAAAGAGUCUGCCGAUGGGAUUCGCACAACUUUGGAACAAAAGAAGGCAGAGCGUGACCAACUCCAGAAAGAAUUGCAGCAGCAGGAGGAAUCUUUCCAGAAGGAGAAGACAUCUUUCAAGUCCGAGGUACAACAGCAAAAGAAAGAGCUUCAAAAGGAAAAGGACGCUCUCAAGCUGGAACUCCAACAACAGAAAGAGAAAUUGCAACAACACGAGAAGGAAUCGCAGCUGAAGCUUCAGAAGCAAAAGGAAGUAUUGCAACAAGAGAAGGAGCAACUAAAACGAGAGAAGGAACAGCUCCUGCAGCAACAGCAAGAGUUGCAACCAAGUCCUUCGAGUGAGGAAUUGAAGCAGGACAAGUUACUAUGGGCUCUGAAGGAAGAAUUCCGUCACUCAUUAGAGGCUCAAAAGAAGGAAUACGACGACCUUAAGUCGGAAUUGGAAGACCAGCAGACAAUGUACCGACGCCUACAAGAAGAUGUCCAGCAGCAAAAGCAGAAGGCCGCCAAAGAAAUCCACACCGAGUUGGACCAACAAAAGAAAGAAUAUGACGAACUACAAAAGGAACUCCAACAACAAAUGGACAAGCUUUUGAAAGAAAAGGAAGGCGUAAAGUUGGAACUCCAUCGGCAAAAGGAAAAGCAGCAGAAACAAGAAGAAGAAUUGCAAUUGAAGAUUCAGAAGCAGAAUGUGCUGUUGGCACAACAAGAGGGGCAAAUUGAACGACAAAAGACAGAGUUGCAACAAAAACAACAACAUCACUUGAUGGUCGACGAUGCACCCGUUCAGGAAAACACGACGAGUGAGGAAGACGACGACUUUGAAGAUUGCAUUGAAGCAUAG